GCGAAAUAGGUGUUUGACACAGUCUCCCGGGUCGCCACUUUCAAGUUAGUUCACUGUAAGAAAAAUUCCAGUUUUUUUGACCAAUUACACCAAGUAGGCCUCCGUAAAAUCGUAUUUAAGUACUGGAUUCCGUUAAAGGAUCCAACUCAUAUUUCAAAGUGUUUAAUGCAAAUAUUUAGUCCACUUUAUUUGGUGAGAAAUUUAUUUUUUUUAUAAUCAUUUAUAAAGAGGAGUGUGUAUAUCUGUGGAAGCGAGACAAGAAGGCCACAGCGCCCGAUACGUGACGUCACAGCUGUGGUCCGGCGUGACUAAUCAACGCAAUCAGUCAGAUAGUCGCCUCCAGACCACACUUGCUGCGUAACGCCCAGCGCAGUGACCUCCUCGUCUCGGUAAUAACAAAAGACACCCAUCAAGGCUUACUUGACCGACUGUACCACGCCGUCUAAAGUGUAAAAAUGAGCGGGCCGUUCAAGAGAAGACCGUCCCUAAAGAGCUUACCCCCCAUCAGCCUGCCGCCGGGGGCCAUCCGCAAGGGGUCAAUCCGGCGACAGUCCUCGGUGGGCCUGGGGCUUAAGUCCACGACCACAGCCGCCCCCCAGGAGGUGCCAUGGGACAUGCUGGACAGGAUGUUGCUGCCGGUGGUGUUCUGUCACGCUGCCGCGGUCAUCCUCAGUAACGCUCUGAACGUGCUUCAUAUAUCGGAGGUGACCACGUUCACGCUGUUCAUAUGGUUCACGAUAGUGACGAUAGGGGCGGUGCUGUUCUACCAUAACCUCAAGGUCACCGCGGCAGGAAAAGCAGUCCUGGUAACCGGAUGCGACUCGCCCAUCGGUAGCGCCCUCGCGCGACAACUGGACGACCAAGGAUUCACCGUGUUUGCAGGAUUCCAGAACGCCUCCGACAGCUCAGCCGCCGAGGAACUGAAGGAGUUCUGCUCGGGCAGGUUGCACGUCCUGCAGCUAGAUGUCUCCUCAGAGACGCAGAUCCUGGCGGCGUCGUUGUACGCCGUCGAGCACCUGCCAGAUGGCGCCCCAGGACUGUGGGCAGUCGUACACGCUCAAUCCUGGGUGGCUUUGGGAGAGAUCGAGUGGAUACCGCCACAGGUGAUCAAGAAGGCUGCCGACAUAAACUUCAUUGGCCCCACCAGGGUGACCCAGAUCAUGCUGCCCUUAGUCCGCCGCGCUAGAGGUCGCAUAGUAGUGGUGUCUUCGGGUCUAUGCAGGGUUGCUUCCCCCGUAAGGGGCAUCCAUUGCGGGCUGUUGGCAGCACUGGAAUCGCAAGCGGAGUGUUUGAGGAAGGAACUGAGGUCUAGAGGUGUGGACGUUGUCGUCGUGGCCCCCGGAGAACUAACAACCGGCUCGUCCUGGCUGUCCGACCAGACCAUCCUCGAUCAGGCCAGAGAAAUGUGGAAGCAGCUGUGCCAGGAGCAGAGGACCGAGUACGGGGAGGAUUACUUCGAGAAGGCUAUUAGGAGCCUGGAGAAAUACACCAAAACUCAGGAAUGUGACUUGUCUCCGGUGCUGAAAGCCCUAAACGAUGCUGUGAUUCGAACCUUCCCCCUGAAGAAGUACACCCCUGUCUCGAGGAAAGAAAAAAUCCAAGCCUUCAUCGCAGAUCAUUUACCUCGCUCUGUAUAUGACAUCAUUUACUCCUAAGUCCACGAAGAUUAAGCAAAAUUAGAGAGAAAGGAGAAUAUCCCAUACCAUCAACUGAAAAUUAUCAAAAGAGAUAACACACAAUUUGAUACAUGUAUUAUUAUUUAUACAAAUAACCAAAUUGCGUAAAAUUUUCAAAGUUUUUUAAGUCCAUGUCCAUAAAAUACACUUUCAAUAAGAUCAAAAACUGUUCCUUAUAUAACAAACAGCUUGAUUUAUUUUUUAUGAAAUUCUUCUUUCUCUGAAUUUUGUUGACAAAGGAGGACCAAAAACCCAAAAAUUUAAUUCGUAGUAUCUUUAGGCAAGGAAAGAAAUGCAAAUUAGUUUGAUUUCAUAUUUUUUUUGUGAAAUAUAUUUUAAAUACAUAAGCAUUAACUACGCCGUAUAUUUUUUGGAAACUUUUUU
Messenger RNA from Anoplophora glabripennis (Asian longhorned beetle), 2060 nucleotides. RefSeq names its product D-beta-hydroxybutyrate dehydrogenase, mitochondrial. The transcript is spliced from 6 exons. The coding region runs from base 456 to 1655 and encodes 399 amino acids. Lineage: Eukaryota; Metazoa; Arthropoda; Insecta; Coleoptera; Cerambycidae. The record is from RefSeq and is a predicted model, not a curated record.